ACUCGCAAUGGUUUGUGGGAUUUAUUUCCCACAGUUCCUUGGUUUCAGAUGACGCAUGCUUGGACGCUUCGCCGCUAACAAAUUUUCAAAGAUGGCGGAGGCAGCGGAAUUGUCCCCUAAAGCCCAAACGGACGAUACAGGUGACUCAACAGACCAGGAAUAUGAAAUCACAGCUGAUAUGAUGGUACAUGACAUGGACGAUGAAACGACCAUGGAUGAGGAAGAACUAAUGGCUGAUAAAGAGGAAUUUAAUGAAGAUGAAUUGUCAGAACUGCAAAAGGAACGUGACAUGCCUUUAGAGGACCUGCUAGCUCUUUAUGGAUACUCAGAUGAUGCCAACCCUGAGGCUGAUGUACCAUUGGAUGAAAUCAAGCCAGACCCACUUCCACCUUUGAUCGACGCACGUGAAAUUGAUCCACCCCAUCCUGCUGUAAAUCCAUUACUUGAAGAAAAUAUUUUACCAGAGAAUACAGAUUCACCAGCACCUCCAACCCCAGACUCCCCCCUGUCAGUACCAUCACCGAGAUCCCCACAGUCCCCUCCCUCUCCACGAGCAAGUCGAGACAACAACUUUUUCCCUGAAAACCAAAGAAUAACCAGAGGAUGUAAGUACUCUGAUAUUCCCCUAAAGAAAGGUUUAUAUCAGUCUGUAGCUGGAUUCUGGCUGAUAACAGUGCUUGUUGUCUAUAGCUUUUGAAAUAAUAAUGAAUGCACAUGGUCCAGACAAAAAAUUAGGACAUCUUGUCAUUAAACAGACUUGGUAGUUAGUUGGUGAAGUGUAAAACUUAUGCUGUUGUUGU
Molecule: messenger RNA, 800 nt
Organism: Orbicella faveolata
Lineage: Eukaryota; Metazoa; Cnidaria; Anthozoa; Scleractinia; Merulinidae
Product: mesoderm induction early response protein 1-like
Biological process (GO): negative regulation of transcription by RNA polymerase II
Cellular component (GO): nucleoplasm
Molecular function (GO): transcription corepressor activity; histone deacetylase binding
Source: RefSeq, a predicted model, not a curated record